Molecule: messenger RNA, 932 nt
Organism: Pogonomyrmex barbatus (red harvester ant)
Lineage: Eukaryota; Metazoa; Arthropoda; Insecta; Hymenoptera; Formicidae
Product: RNA-binding protein pno1
Cellular component (GO): nucleus
Molecular function (GO): RNA binding
Source: RefSeq, a predicted model, not a curated record
GUUGAUAGCCUUAUUACUCGCGUUUUUCCAUGUGCCACUAGCCUUCAUGGAAACUACUGCUUCCGGAUUGAUCAGCCAAUAUGUGUCUGCUACAACUCGCUUUACCGCGCAUGUCUGAAGUUCUCUCUUCCGCUUGAUCCGAGCAUUGAUGAUCCACGUGCAUGAGGAGCGGAGCGUGAAAGACUAUUCUUUGCAUUAGAUAUUUAUAAGAUAUCUUCUGAAAAAUGAACAUGGAUCAACAACAGCAGCAGAAUACUGAAGUGACGAAGAAGUCCAAAAAACGCCAAGCUGAUGAUGAUCGCAUGGAGGUAGAAACGAUUAAUGGAAUAGAGGGAAAAGUGAAGCCGCAUAUUAUUAAAAAGAAAGUUAAGAAUGUACAAGGUGGAGAACAAAGAAAGAUAUCUGUACCAGCGCAUAGAUAUUCACCUUUAAAAGAAAACUGGAUGAAAAUAUUUACUCCGAUAACUGAGCAUCUUAAGUUACAAGUGCGUUUUAAUCUGAAAACUAGAAACGUGGAAAUUAGAACAGCGCCGGAGACUCCAGAUAUCUCGUACCUCCAAAAAGCAGCAGAUUUUGUAAAAGCGUUUAUCUAUGGAUUUGAAGUAGAAGACGCUUUAGCUUUGUUACGUCUAGAUGAUCUUUUUGUGGAAUCCUUUGAAAUACAGGAUGUCAGACAACAAAUAAAGGGUGAUCAUCAAUCCAGAGCGAUUGGAAGAUUAGCGGGUAAAGGUGGAAGAACAAAAUUCACCAUUGAGAAUGUAACAAAAACCAGAAUUGUACUCGCUGAUGCUAAGAUACAUAUACUUGGAUCUUUUCAAAACAUACAGUUAGCUCGAAGAGCAAUAUGCAAUUUAAUCCUCGGUAGUCCACCUUCCAAGGUUUAUGGUCAGUUGAGAAAUAUAGCUAAUAAAAUCUCAGAACAGUUCUAAAAA